Messenger RNA from Tripterygium wilfordii, 537 nucleotides. RefSeq lists its product as uncharacterized. Bases 74 to 358 code for a protein of 94 amino acids. The record is from RefSeq and is a predicted model, not a curated record. The transcript has a single exon. NCBI's taxonomy places the organism in Eukaryota, Viridiplantae, Streptophyta, Magnoliopsida, Celastrales, Celastraceae.
CAAAACAUAAAACAAAACCUCUAAAGAUAGCUUCUUUGUCUUUUGCUUUGAAGAUCUUGAGACAGAGAUUCCCAUGGCAGGCCUUCAAUGGAACUUCUUCCCUACCGAUAUCUUGUACCCUAAAACACAAACCUCAGGAACCGAGACCACAACUCUCAAAGUAGCUGUUCCUCUGCAAACUCAAAAGAGAGAUCAUGAUGAGGGUAGCAAUCGCAAUGGUCUUCUUCAGUACAAUUUCUUCCCUACUGAUUUCUUCUAUCCUAAACCACCACAAGCUGCCCCGGCUCUUCCGAUGAAAGCUCUUGGAGAUUUCGCUGAUCGUGAUCCUCUUCAACGACCAAACAUCAAGUCUUCUUAAUUAGUGGUUCCAGAAAGCAGGGGAUGAGCAAUAAACCGGGGAUUGUUGGAGAAAUUGAAGUUGUGUGAAAGAAUAAUUGAGCUUUUCUAGCAUUGAAAGACAGAGAUUCUUAUGAUAAUUGUGUAUUUGAUUGAAAUUGAUUAUCAAAUCAAGUUAUUUUGAGAUGGGUAAUUUUUGUU